CAAUUAUGCCAAAGGGGAUAUUUGGGUAAUUAAGGUGGGAGGGGCGGUUGGCGUAGGAGAGGGCGGAUGGAGAAUGGGAGGUGACAGACUUUGAUUCUCUUUGGACAGGUGGCCAUGGCCUCAUUGCCGACUCAGGAUCCCGGGGGCCCUGACUUAUUUUCUGGGCUGCCGCCGGCAGCCUCGACUCUAGCCAACCACAGCGCAGAGGCCUUAGUGGGCAAUGACUCCGCGGCUGGUCCAGGCGCUCAGGCCAUUACGCCGUUCCAGAGCCUGCAGCUAGUGCAUCAGCUAAAGGGGCUGAUUGUGCUGCUCUACAGCAUCGUGGUGGUCGUGGGGUUGGUGGGCAACUGCCUGCUGGUGCUGGUGAUCGCACGGGUGCGUCGGCUACACAACGUGACCAACUUUCUCAUCGGUAAUCUGGCCUUGUCGGACGUGCUCAUGUGCGCCGCCUGCGUGCCGCUCACGCUGGCCUACGCUUUCGAGCCACGCGGCUGGGUGUUCGGCGGCGGCCUGUGCCACCUGGUCUUCUUCCUGCAGCCCGUCACCGUCUAUGUGUCGGUGUUCACGCUCACCACCAUCGCGGUGGACCGAUACGUUGUGCUGGUGCACCCGCUGCGCCGGCGCAUCUCGCUGCGCCUCAGCGCCUACGCGGUGCUGGCCAUCUGGGCGCUGUCCGCGGUGCUGGCGCUGCCGGCCGCCUUGCACACCUACCACGUCGAGCUCAAGCCGCACCGUGUGCGCCUCUGCGAGGAGUUCUGGGGGUCCCAGGAGCGCCAACGCCAGCUCUACGCUUGGGGGCUGCUCCUUGUCACCUACCUGCUCCCCCUGCUGGUCAUCCUACUGUCUUAUGUCCGGGUGUCGGUAAAGCUCCGCAACCGCGUGGUGCCUGGCUGCGUGACGCAGAGCCAGGCUGACUGGGACCGCGCGCGACGCCGCCGCACCUUCUGCCUGCUGGUGGUAGUUGUGGUGGUGUUCGCCGUCUGCUGGCUGCCGCUGCACGUCUUCAACCUGCUGCGGGACCUCGACCCGCGCGCCAUAGACCCCUACGCCUUUGGGUUAGUGCAGCUGCUCUGCCACUGGCUAGCUAUGAGCUCGGUCUGCUACAACCCCUUCAUCUAUGCCUGGUUGCACGACAGCUUUCGCGAGGAGCUACGCAAGCUAUUGCUGACCUGGCCUCGCAAGGUUGCACCACAUGGCCAGAGCAUGACAGUCAGUGUGGUCAUCUGACGUCACUGCACCGGGCCUUGGUUGGGGAGGUUCAAGUCCCCUUGGUCCCUGAGGGUGCUCACCCGGAGGCAAGACUGGAGAGCUUAUUCCAGACCUAAGCUAAUUCUAAACCAUUUCCUGGCAAAAUGGCCAGCUGUCUUGGCUUGUCCUUGUGGUUCUGUAAAAUAUUAAGUAGGCUUUGGUGAGAGUCUUGUGCU
This is a messenger RNA of Phacochoerus africanus (Common warthog), 1424 nucleotides long. It is a transcript of the gene PRLHR, whose product is annotated as prolactin releasing hormone receptor. Gene Ontology annotation, cellular component: neuron projection; plasma membrane. Gene Ontology annotation, molecular function: neuropeptide Y receptor activity; neuropeptide binding. The transcript has a single exon. Gene Ontology annotation, biological process: G protein-coupled receptor signaling pathway. The coding region runs from base 115 to 1227 and encodes 370 amino acids. The record is from RefSeq and is a predicted model, not a curated record. Lineage: Eukaryota; Metazoa; Chordata; Mammalia; Artiodactyla; Suidae.